AUGCCUCCCGUUCCCGCUCAACGAAGAGCUCUAUCCCAUGAAGAUCCGGCCCUUUCAGACGAAGAUGUCGGCUUCCUCUUCCAAAUCAUCACACACGCGGAGCGCCAUCCAGAUGCCGAUCGCCUUCCCUUCAGAGUCCUAUUCAAAGAGUACGAUGCGGCGAUCGAGGAGCAUGGGCCGGAGGCGGAUCCGGGCUACGCCUGUAUGCGCUUCCUGUUCAAGAUGGGAUACGUCGCAGGAGACACUCUGUUUGAGAAGUUUGAGAACCUACUCCAACAGAUGGGCAUCGUGAUUGAAUUCGGCAAUGAGGAAAACGAGACGGAUGGUUAUACGGAAACACUUUCUGUUGUUGAUGUUCAAUCUAGGCCAAGGGCCAGCCCUGCUGCACACGAGGUCAUCCAGACCCCGCGGCCACGGCGCGCGUCGUUCAAUUCGAUUCUUGAUAUUGGAGAUGACCCUACCACUCGGAGCUUUAUCAAUCGCCCAAGUUCUCGGUCCUCGAUGUCGCGACUUCAAACUGGCAAGCCUGAGUUUCAGGCCUCACCACCGAGUCGUACAGCGGGUAGCAAGAGGGCUGGGUCACCGGACAGAACGCAACUGAUCGCGCAGUUUAUGGACGUUGGUCGGCGCCUUAUUAGUAAGAUGGACGAAUUUCAGUUGGCGAGAGUCUCGGCGAGAGAACAGACAAAAGAAUUCUCAUCCGCCGUGAAUGAGGACCGUUCGAGACGGAUGGCUGAGGCCUCCCGUGCCAAAACACGCAAGUCCAAAAGUGUGCGCUCUGCUAGCUCUUCAAGCUCAGACGAGGAAGUUGAAGAGGGUGAUGGUGGGGAUGAGUCGACGGCCUCCGACGGCGCGAACGCUGCUUUUGAGAAGCCAGAUCUACCCCCGGAACUACUCUACCGGCCUUCGCUUUCGGAUCUGUUACGGGAUGCUUCAACCUUCAAUAUGUACCGACAACGCGCAAUCAACCGACGUAUCUUGACUCAAUGGAUGAAGAAAGCCGUGCAGGCACGGCAAGCACAUCGGAACAUGGAAAUGGUCGCCGUAAACAGGGACAGAGUUACCCUAAUCCGACAAGCUUUUGGGACCUGGAGCUCAAUUAUUCGAGAGAAGCGGCAAACUGCUCGAACCGAGCGGUUCUUCCACCAUCUCGAAGAGCGCGCCGCUCGGGCUCGAGACGUGUACUUGAUGACCAAAGCCUUCACUCACUGGGCGGCAGUCGCUUCGGAUGAGUUAGAAAAGACUACUGCGGCUCGACGCCACAUCCUCGGCGUCAAGUAUUUCAAUGCAUGGCGUGAGAUCACUGCCGUCAAUGUACUCAAAGCUCAGCGAUUCGCAUUACAGCGACCUCUCCAGGCUUGGAAGAAAAGAACCGACCAUUUUAAGGAGCUAGAGGGGCGAGCUGUCAACUAUCAUAACGCAAAAUUGAGACGAGACUUCUACUGGCAAUGGUUCUGGAGCUUAUGCGACAGGCGUGCUCCUAGAUGGCACGAUUUUGUUAUUAAAAGACGUUCCCUGCUUUACUGGUUGCGAACAUUCCGAACGACCAGAGAACGCCUUCAUGAGAUUGAUAUUCAGGAUAGGCAUUUUUUGCAGAACUCUGCAAUUCAGGUCUUGCGUGAGAAAUCCAGAACCAUCGUUUCCACUGAGCAGAAGGCCGUAGCUAUGCACCGGCAUCAGCUUCUCCGAAACGCUAUGAAUGAAUGGAAACUCCAAGCUCGCCUGGCACCAGCCGCGACGCACGUCGCAGAUACGGCCGAUACGCGUAUCGUGCGGUCUGCGUACAAUCAAUGGGUAAAGCGGAUAGACAUGCUCAACCAAGCAAGAGAGAUGGACCGACGGAGGAUCAUGCGGAACUCAUGGGUUGCGUGGAAUGACAACCUCCGCUGCCAGGCUCUCACCGCGCGAAUCGAAGAGCGCAUGAAGAUCGAGACUAUGUACAAAUGGAUCCUCGCGGAAAGAUACCGUCUUAUGCAACGAAUUCGUGAGCAACGGAUCUCGCGCGAGGUGUUUUCCACUUUCGUUACAAAUGUCCGUCAAAAAUAUACGCAACUGCUCCACCAUGCUGAUACCUACGAGGAGCGGCGAAAUGACGACCUGCUCCGAUCGAAGCUUGCUACCUGGCGGAACCAGCUUGUCCUCCAACAACAGCGCGACGAUAUGGCUUAUGAAUUUUAUGCACCGCGCCUUGUCCAGGAAUCCCUCGUGGCCUGGCGCUCGAAACGAGAGCAUGUAGCGAAAUUAGAGGAUUGGGCGCGGGAUGCCAGGUUUUAUUUCAUCUCGACUCGCACUAUCAAGCGCUGGCAUGUUGCAAAGGUGGACUCUGCCAAACGCCGCCGCCAGGAAGCUUAUGCGAUGAUUCGGCGAAGUGUCAAGGUGAACCUUGCGUCGAAAUUCUUUGCCACUUGGCAAACUAAGACGCGCGAUGUUCUCGAUAUUGAGCAGCAAGCCUUGCAGUUGGAACGGGGAAAGAAUCUGGACAUUGUCUUUGAGUUAGUGGACCGGUGGCAUGCAAAGACCGCAAAGCGUCUCCAAGACUGUGAAGAUGCAGAUACCUUUUACUUCAAGCAGAUCGCCUAUGACAAACUCAUACGGUGGGCUGAAGGCGUGGUCGCGGCUCGCCAGUUGGAGGAGCAGGCUGUCAAGGCGCGUCGACAACAUGUACUGGGCCAAGCCAACGCCUCGCUUCGCAAACUCAGUCUUCGCGUCUUCCAAAUACACAGCAGCGCUGAGACUGCGGAGGCCAUGAGAGAGCGCAAUCUCAGAAAGCACUCAAGGGGCAUGUUCCGCCGAUGGGUAGAUAAGACGAGGAUCAGCUUCGAGGCCCGAGAUGCUCCAGGGCCCUUGGUGAGCCCUACGAGAAACCAAAGCCGUGUCAGUGGCGGCGGUACAGGACGGUCCAUUUUCGACCCCUGGCAGGUCGAGACGCCUUUCAAACUCAACGAUCUUACCUCCGCUGAGAACCAGCGCCUGUCGGCCACCCCGAUCACGCCGAAUCCUGUGACUUCUCCUUCCAAGCGAGCAGCUCGAGCACGAAUACUGGCGCGGGCCUCCACAACACCUGCGACACCUCUCCAUACACCUUUCGCUAGCAGGCUUCUGCGAGAGGGAGUGGGUGUUCCUACAACAGGUCCGUCCAGUCGGCGGGAUCGCACCGGACGUGCGAGCGCUUUAGGAACUGUUCGGUUUGUUGACCAGGAUCCGGAAUCGCCCACGAGCGGGAAAGGAUCUGCCAAUCGACGACCUUGA
This is a messenger RNA of Aspergillus mulundensis, 3249 nucleotides long. Its product is annotated as Sfi1 family protein. The record is from RefSeq and is a predicted model, not a curated record. NCBI's taxonomy places the organism in Eukaryota, Fungi, Ascomycota, Eurotiomycetes, Eurotiales, Aspergillaceae. The transcript is spliced from 2 exons. Bases 1 to 3249 code for a protein of 1082 amino acids.